AUGGCUUCUAGUGAGGAAGAGGAAGAUAUAGGAACGGUAACAAAUCAUUUAGGCCAAGAAUUACAAAGUAUAUUUAAUCAAAUCGAAGCCAACUUACCCACCAUAGACAGCGAUACUUCUGAUGUGGGAAGCGAAGAAGAGGUUCAAAUAUUCGAUCGAUAUAUAAAUCAUGAAGUAACUUUAUUAAAUCAGCCGCCACUCAAUGGAAAUGAUGAACAACAAAUUUUGACAGCAGAUCAGCCUAAUAAUGAGUCAAAUAAGAAAUUCAACGAUAGUCAUCUUAGUUCUAAUACUCAAGAUGAUGAAGGUAGCGGUAGUCAAAAGGCUAGACCAGCAGAAAUUAUGAAAGAAAUACAAUUAGAACCCAAUGACUUUUCAAGCAUCAUUUCAGCAAAUACGUUACAUAGCCAUUUUAUUCCUAUUCAAAGUCCAGUAUUACAGAUUCCUAACUUGGAGGAAAGUGAUAUUGAAUCAAUAGUAAAUCAAAUAGGCAAGAAAGAACAGAGACAUGUUUAUAGACCGAUUCAAAAAUUCACCCAUGAUAUCUAUCAAGUAUCCGAUCGAGAAGAAGAGACUGAUAAUAUUUCCUUAAUGGAUAAAUUAACGGCAUUGGCUAUACAACAAGGCGGAGAAAUAGCACCAUCUAGGUCGGAAACUUCAGCGUCUAAAAGUAAUGACGACUUGGAUAGCUCCAUAUCUGUCUCCUAUCAGCCUGAAGAGGAAAAGGUGCUGAAAGAGAGCGAAAAUAAUGUUGCGAAAUUACAAUUACAGAAUACCAACGAGAUAAACCCAGUAGUUACUCUUGCUGAUGAAAAUAAGCAGACUGUCUUUCUCGAUUUGCGACAAGAAGCAAUGGAAGAGAAAAUUCAGGAGGAGAAUUCGUUAUCAGCAGGUGGAAAACGUUUACUGGCACUCAGAAUGAAAGCACAAAGUGAAAGUUCCCAAGAUAGCGAUUCCAGUCUAAGCGAUGAGGAAAGUAAUAACAAGCAAUGGGUCAGUCUGCGCAACAAAAUCAAAAGCACGAGCUUGCAAGAAAGUAAAAAGUUGCAGCAAGACCAACAACAUCAGAUGUCUGCAGUUGAUCAGUUUACUCCUAUGACAAUUCAAAAGCCACAGGAUAAACCCUACGAAGCUCCAAAGCAAUCAAGAUCGAUUGGAACUAAUGUAUCAAAAGUUGACUUAGUGGAUAAAAAUAAUAAAGCGGAAAGCCAAUUAAAGCCUGAUAUAAGUGUGGUUAAUAAUAAAAAUUCCAAGACUACUAAUGCUAAACAAAGCAUCCAACAAGAUAAAGCUAAACGUCAACGAUUAGCUAAAAGAAUUAAAAGUAUGAAGCCUAAAAAUUCUUGGUUAGGUUUCCAUCCAACAGCUGUAGAAACACCAGUCCUCUUUGAUCAGGAUGUUACCUUUGCUCAACCUCCUACUGUUUUACCCUUCGACUUGAAUGAAAAAAUAUGCAUGAUCCUGAAAUUACCUUUAAUUGGGUUAAAUGAAGCUAAUAUUUCUGUUAAAUCCAAAUCAGUUACUACGGUUGGGCGCGAUAUCCUUUCCAGGCUAUGCUUACGCCAUUGCUACUCAUUGAUUUUAACAUGGCUUCUGUCCUUAUUGAAUAAAGCAACAUCCAAUUACCCUGAUAAAUUAGCAUCUUUGCCGCCUUUUAUUGUUGUUGGAUUACAACAAGUUACAAUAAAUGGCAAAUUAUCUAUCGAUGUUGUUAUUACGGAAUCAGCAAGCCAAAAAUUAAAUCGACAUCAACAGCAAGAACUCGAUGAUAGUAAAACUCGUAAAAGGAGAGAUUCUAGACAAAGUUUCUAUCAGAGUGUUUAUAAAUAUCUGUCGACAACCAACUUUAACAAGCUCUUUCCUUGGAUUAUCAAGAAGGAUAAUCAUGUUAUUGCCCAGUGUAAACAAGUGAAUUUUCAUUUACCAGACGGUCUCCAUCUUUUACUCAAUCAAUCUAUAUCUAGUUUUAUUAAAGUAGAAACUGAUGCAAAGACUAUCCAGCAAUGCUUAGAUCAUCGUCAUAGCUACUUUUGGAUAACAUUAGAUACAGAUGAUUCUAUAGAUAGUAAAAGUUAUCAAGAUUCGACAUUAUCGUAUGAAUAUCCAUUUCAGACGACCAUCUUAAGACUACAGCAUGAAUUAUAUAGUAAUCCACAAACUAAUUUUGCAUUUUUUUACGAAUUUUGGAGCCAAGGCUUUGAUAUUAGUGGACUACGACUAUUAUAUGAUCCUUCAUCUCCAGAUCGUCAUCAUCAAUGGAUGCCAACACUUUAUAUUGCCUUACGUGGACCUUUAGCUAUUGAAAAAUGCCGCCAAAUUCUUGGCCCAUUAGAUGCUAAUCUAGCUCGACGAACGGAUCCAACAUCUUUAUCUGCCUUAUAUUGCAGUCCAAUACGACAAAGUAAUCGUCCAUUAGUCAGUUGUACCAAUUCAAAGUUGAGAUCAUUAGAUGAAUUAUGCCAAAUUUUCGGUGGUCGAAUACCACUGGAUCAGCAUGGUCAAGUUCUUACUGACACAUUAAAUUGUCAACAAGAUAUUUUCCUGUUAGCAGCUUGUGUUGAAACAAGUAUUGUGCUAAUCUUGUCUCCGUGGAUACCUAUUGAUCAUCUACCUCAGAUUAUAAAGCUAUGCUUGAGCCAUGGCUUUCUUUUACAAGAUAUGCAUAGGACUAGUUUAACCCAUGGACAGAUUGCAAGUUUAUCCAUGCAAAAAUAUUACUCAAAUGAUCAUUGGAAAUUCAAGGGAGAAAUUAAAAACAAUGUCGCUUAUCCGCCAAGUGUCACAUUUCUCCAUUUACGACGUGAAAAUGCUCUUCAUCAAUCUUCUCAAUUAAUUGAAAUUAUUGUUCGACAUUUAACACCUUGGAUUCAAAACCAUGAUGGUAAAAUUAAUACUGGCGAUUUAAUUAAAAUUCUACCCUAUCAUGAUGAGAAUUUAAAAUCGAUAACAAGACAAUUUAGCCUCUUACCUUCUACUAAUCCAAUCCUAUUAAAUUGUAAUCUUCCACCAUUUUAUUCCUAUCCCGAUUAUGAGCAAGUUGUUGUUGUUAAUUUUACCUCUAUUAAGCAACUAUCGCUAUGUGCGGAUGCUAUGGCCCAAUUAAUUCAUAAUCAGGUCGGAGAAGAAACGGUCUUGCAACGUCGGCUAGAGAUUAUUGGGCUGAAAUAUAUCCCUCAAUUGCCAGCGGUGAUUGCUAGUGAAUUAUCGCAGUUUGAGGUAGGCCAUAUUGGCUAUAAAGAAAGUAUUCAGGCUAUGAUUGGUAGGCCUGCAGUAUCCAUUUUGAUCCGAGCUAUCGACGCUUUCCAGCUGCUAAGCAAGAACGUAGCUCAAAUCCAAGCAUCGACAUUUACAUUUUCUAUCCUUAUUUCACAAUCUCCGGAAAUUGCCUAUCGACAAGCAAGCUUAAUCUUUCGUAAUCGUGAAUUAGCAGUCAACGACAGUCUUCGUACAAUUUUACCUUAUAUCCCCAGUACUUUGGAUGAGGAAUAUGAAUGGAUAGAGGAGGAUUCUGAUGAUGAUUGGAGAGAAGCAAAUACUAGUAAAAAGAGAAAAAAUCGUAGCAAGAAAGCUCCAGCCUCGACCGAAUUCAGUAAAGUUAAAUUUCUGGAAAAGAUAUUCCUUCAACCCAUUAGUAUUGUAACUAUCCUGGUCAUUAAACCUGAUGCUUUCCAUAAAGUUAAUAAAAUUUUAAGACAAAUCGUUCAAAAGUCUUUCCGAAUAGUUGGUUUAAAGCAAUGCGUUCUUACUCAUGAUACUGCAAUUAAAUUGGUGGCAACAGAUCUUCCAAGGAAGGAAGAACAUAUCGAUCAUCUAACCGCUGGUCCGUCGAUAGUCCUGUGCUUACAGCGUGUUAAUGCCGUUAAGAAAUUAUUAGAUUUGGCUGGUCCGGAAAAUCCUGAUGAAGCUCGAAAAUUGGAUGGAUUUAGCUGGCGUUCUCAAUAUGGCUCAACAUCCUAUAUGCAGGCAAUACAAGAUGUCAAGUUGCUCUUUCCAGAAGGAUUAUGCUGUCCAUUUAAUCCGUAUUUACAGUAUGAGCAGAUUAUCUGCCGAGCAGUAGAUGCGACAGUAGAAUCAUAUAAGCAACGUCGCCAUCUUCAAAAAAUGCAAGCGAAAGCUCAAUCAAAAUCUUUACUGCAAUCGUCAAAUUUAUCAUCACUAUCCCUACGACAAAUAACAUGCAUACUUCUGGCUCCACCAUUACUUCAAAAAUUAUCAAAAUUUGCUUUCCUACAAAUAUUGGACAUCCUCAAGUCGGCUAAUUUUGAAGUAAAAGCCAUGCGAAUGAUCUGGCUUACCGUGGAUCACGCACAAUUUUUCCACAUGAUCAUAGAUCAUAAAUCGCAAAAUUCUGGACAAAAGGUGGGACUUUUAACACAAGCUCCAUGUCUAAUCAUGGCAGCAGAAAGGGAUAAUGCUAUCUCAUGCUUCGAUAGCAUCAUAGAAAGAUUUGAUCAAAAUUCAAUUAUUAAGAAGCACGAGAAAGAAAUUUUCAUGGCUAAGGCGGAAAAAGAGGUAUGGACAUUAAAUUUUUUAUAA
Messenger RNA from Trichoplax adhaerens, 4536 nucleotides. RefSeq lists its product as uncharacterized. The transcript is spliced from 17 exons. The record is from RefSeq and is a predicted model, not a curated record. NCBI's taxonomy places the organism in Eukaryota, Metazoa, Placozoa, Uniplacotomia, Trichoplacea, Trichoplacidae. Bases 1 to 4536 code for a protein of 1511 amino acids.